AUGAAGCCAUUGAUUUUGUGUACGAUUAUCACUCUCUUCGGUGCCGCUUCAUCACAACUCCUCAUUCCAGCUUUCAACCGUCGCCCCACUCCAUCCAAGGACGACGACCAGCGGCCCCUCGCAAUGGAUCCUGUAGGCCCGGGCGGUCCUUCACUCCCGUCAUUUCUGAAGCCGCCACAUUCGCAGCCGUCGCAAGGCGGCGUGAUGCUGUCUGACGUGAUGGGAAAGGAGCGCAGCAUCAACACAUUUGCGGGAUUUAUACGCGACAUCCUGGAGUUAUCGCAACGCCUGGAAGAUUCGUCCCAGAACUCGACCAUCCUUGCGCCUCUAAACAGUGCCGUCGAGAAACUACCGCGCAAGCCAUGGGAGGACGCGAAAGACUAUGAUACUCUCGGCACAACUGCUUAUGAGGGUGAGGAUGGGCAAGAGAGGGCACAAAGGAAUUUGAGAAGAUUUGCAGAAGCGCAUAUCGUGCCGGCUAGUCCUUGGCAAGAGAAUGAAAAGGUCAAGACGCUGCUAGGUGAUAGGGAUGUGUGGUGGGAGGCUAAGGAUGGGAAGAAAGUGAUCCAGCCGGAUAACUUGGAGGUUGACAGUGUGGCUAGUAAGGUCGGCAACGGUGAGGUUUGGGUUAUCAAAGGUGUUCGAAACUACGCGUAA
Molecule: messenger RNA, 657 nt
Organism: Truncatella angustata
Lineage: Eukaryota; Fungi; Ascomycota; Sordariomycetes; Amphisphaeriales; Sporocadaceae
Product: FAS1 domain-containing protein
Exons: 2
Coding region: 1-657 (218 amino acids)
Source: RefSeq, a predicted model, not a curated record